UGGGGUGAGCAAUCUUCACGGCGUGUUUACAUUGUACGCCCGACAGUUGCUGCAACAAAACGUAUCGCUGAGCAAAUUCUGGCGGAGCCGGAGCGAAGUUACUCGGUAAUAUUUGUACCGCAACGAUUGUAUAUUUGUGAAGUGGUGCUUGAACGGCGCGGAGUAUUCGGUAUGAUUGAUGUGUUCGAGCUGGAUCUGCCACUUAUCAGCAUCGAUUCGCAUUUGUUCAGCUUGGAGCAUCAUGAGUUCACUGCUUCCACUUUGGUCGACCACACGUUCGUCCACUUUCGAUCGGUUGCGAAAGCGCUUUGGCAGUUGCAGUCACUUUAUGGACUCAUUCCGAUCGUUUAUGGUGUUGGCCAGAACAGCGCCCAUGUAAAUAAACUGAUGAAAAAGUUGUACGGUGAACUGGGCGAACCACGUUCUUCGCCCGAUCAACCGGUUGGUCAUCUGUUUCUGCUGGACCGUAGCCUGGAUUUGAGCACCGUUCUCCUAACCGGCCUAACUUACGAGUCAAUGCUACAUGAUACAUUCGGGAUUAGUUGCGGUAAAGUAACAUUCGGUGACGAGGUCAACAAGCGUAUGAAAGGUGGUGCCGAGAAGAAUCGCCCCAAAGUGACCACCCUGGAUAACAAUGAUUCGAUAUUUUCCGCUGUGCGAAAUAUGCACAUGACGGCUGUCUUCCCAUUCCUGAGUGCCAAAGCAAAAUCGCUGCAAGCAAGUUACGAUAAAGGAUCAAAUUUGGAGCAAGUGAAGGAUAUGAAGGAAUUUGUUUCCAAUGAGUUACGCACUCUCAAACAGCAACAUAAACUGCUGGAGCUUCACAUAUGUGCUUGUGAAACUGUGCUCGAAAAGUGCAAGGGCAUUUCGGAUCGGCUGAGUCUGGAACAUUCACUGGUUUCGGGGAGCUUUGAUCCAAAUGAGGUGAUAUCCUAUCUGGAAGAUUGUAUGUGUGCUCAGCGCAGCCAAUGGCAGGUACUCAUCCUGGCUUGCCUGUGGUCCCUGACCCAAAAUGGCAUCCCAACAAAGUAUUUUACGUCUUUUCGAAGGCAGUACCUCCAUGCCUAUGGUCAUGAAAACCUACCGGUAUUGCAUUUUCUGGGAAAACAAGGUCUUCUGACUGAACGCUCCGCACCACAGCUGGCUGCUGUUCACAAGGUUUUAGCAAGCAGAUCGCAAUCCACGUCCUCAUUUUCCAGGCCAACUUUCCAGUAUCUUGCCCGCCGUAUGGCUCUUCUACCUGGCGCCGCCGAGCCUACCAUGGAUCUUCGAAAUCCAGAUCAAAUGCGUUACGUUUUCUCCGGUGCAUAUACUCCGGUGUUGUGCAAAAUCGUUGGCGAUACUGUAAGUAAUGGGUGGAAUAUGCAGGAAAUGAAGGCAACUUUUGGCGAUUCAGUUUUCUGUGAGCAGAAUUCGUAUACUCGAGCGAGUCGGCCACCGGAUAGUCGAAUUCGGAAAGCAAUUUUGGUCUUUUUCAUUGGUGGCGUAACGUACGCUGAAGUUGCGGCGCUCACAUUGCUCGCACAGCAUCAUAAUUUGCGCAUCAUUAUCGCAGCUACAAAUAUCAUUCAUCGUGAAAAAUUUAUCAAAGAAAUGGCUAACGUCGCUAAUUUGCAUGAGUAA
Messenger RNA from Gongylonema pulchrum, 1623 nucleotides. The record is from the annotation of a GenBank genome assembly. NCBI's taxonomy places the organism in Eukaryota, Metazoa, Nematoda, Chromadorea, Rhabditida, Gongylonematidae.